AACAAUGUCAAACUGGUUUUGCUUGCACAUUUAUAUUAUGUUUUAGAUUUUAGUGAAAAAAUUAUAUACUUAGUAGAGAUAGACUGAAGUUAUAAUACAAAAAAAAUAGUCAACUAAAGAACAUAAUGGACCAAAAAAAUUCAACAGAUAAACAAAAGUGUGAAUUAAUAUCUGGAAAACAUAAUAUCAAAGGCUCUUGCAGGGUCUGCAUGACAAAAAGUACAAGUAUGAGAGAUAUAUUCGACGUAGAAUCCAAUAUAAUUAAUAAAAUAGAAUUUUGUACGGGCCUAAAAUUGUUGGAACAAGAUGGCUUGCCGUCUCAAAUAUGCGAUGUCUGCCUGACAGAUCUGUCUGUUGCUCACAAGUUUAAAACAACCUGUGUACACACCGAGGAGAUGUUACAGAAAAUCCUCCUUCAGAACCUCAAAGUGGAGUUAGAUGAUGAUUACGAGGGUUUCACCGUCAGUGACGAUGACACAAAGGAUGUUUUCCAAGUCAAAAAGGAAGAGGUUGUUGUGAAGAAAGAGCCGAUUAAAAGUUCACCUCGAAUAAAACCAUCAGUAAGGAAAAAAAUACAGCCAUCGCGAUGUCCAAAGAAGAAACCCGACCCGUUAUAUUGUGAAGCAUGCAAGUUAAUGUUUGCGAACAAAAAGGCGAAGGACGAACACAACAGGAAAUUACAUAAAGAUGAAAUAGAAAAUUUUAUAUGCGAGAUAUGCGGUAAAGUAUUCCUUCACAGAGCUUCGCUGUUUAGCCACAGUCGCUCGCACCUGCCCCCGCAGUUCGCGUGCUCCACGUGCGACUACGUCACGUGGCACAAACACGACCUCGCCAAGCACGUCCUCAUACACACUGGCAACAAACGCUAUCAAUGCGAGUACUGCACAGCUUCGUAUUACACCUCGUCGAACUUGAGCAGCCACAUCCGCCGCUUCCACGAGAAGAUCAAGCGGUACCCGUGCGCCCUCUGUGAUAUGAGAUUCUACGACACAACCAAACUGAACCGGCAUCUCGACUCGCAUAAUGAUGUCAAACGAUUCGAAUGCGAGGUCUGUCACUCCUGCUUCACCCGCCGCUGUUACUGGAAGAAACAUCUGCAGCGGCAGCACAACAUCACCAUCCCGGCUCAGAGGCCGGGCAAGCAGAAAGUGAACGUUGUUGUCGGGGAGCUCGUCAGCGAAGUUGCUAAGAUAUUUAAUAAGUGUUAAAAUUGUGCAAAAAAACAAACUAAGAAGUGCUUGUGCUCAAGAGUGAUAUGUUUAGGCAAUAAAAGACGAAAUGAUAGUCGGAGAAUCGUCGGAGAUCGAUAUAAGUGUUAAAAUUGUGCAAAAAACGUGCUUGAUGUGGUCAAGAAUGCUGGGCAACUGUUUAUCAACGAAGUCGCUAAGAUAUUUAAUAGGUGUUAAAAUUGUGCAAAAAAAAACAAGUAUACCUUCCUCUCGAAUCUCUAUAUAUUAAAAAAGCCACAGUCACAAUGUGUUAUGUAAGUAGUAUGUGUUGUGCAGACAGAUAGAAAGAAGCGACUUUGUUUUUUAUUAUAUAGUCAUAAUGAUUCAAGGAUAUUCUAGGAUUAUAUCUACACACUUAUUAAUGAAAAUAUCACAGCACAUGCACACACACAUAAUUUCAGCUAAAAUAUGUUUUGUUUCGUUCUGUCAAUGUCAAAUAUUGUAAAGUGCAAUGGAGACAGAACAUAAUUUAGCUUAAAGUAUGAUUUAACUUUUUAUACAUAUAACUUUUAGGCAUGGAAUUAGCAGGUGCUCCGUGUACGAAGUACGUACUAAAUCCAUGCUUUUAAGUCAACGUAAAGUUUUGUUUGUCUUUAUUGACGAUGGCUGAGUACAAUAUAGCAAUAUUUUAAGCAUAAUAAAUUUAUUUUACAAUUUGUUAUUUAUUUACUUAAAGUAACUUGAAAUAAAUCGGUUAAAUAAUAA
This is a messenger RNA of Plodia interpunctella (Indianmeal moth), 1934 nucleotides long. Its product is annotated as zinc finger protein 468-like. The record is from RefSeq and is a predicted model, not a curated record. Lineage: Eukaryota; Metazoa; Arthropoda; Insecta; Lepidoptera; Pyralidae. The transcript is spliced from 6 exons. Gene Ontology annotation, biological process: regulation of transcription by RNA polymerase II. The coding region runs from base 126 to 1208 and encodes 360 amino acids. Gene Ontology annotation, molecular function: DNA-binding transcription factor activity, RNA polymerase II-specific; zinc ion binding; RNA polymerase II transcription regulatory region sequence-specific DNA binding. Gene Ontology annotation, cellular component: nucleus.